Messenger RNA from Thalassophryne amazonica, 3252 nucleotides. It is a transcript of the gene sgk2a, whose product is annotated as serum/glucocorticoid regulated kinase 2a. Gene Ontology annotation, molecular function: ATP binding; protein serine/threonine kinase activity. Gene Ontology annotation, biological process: protein phosphorylation. The transcript has 13 exons. The coding region runs from base 174 to 1259 and encodes 361 amino acids. The record is from RefSeq and is a predicted model, not a curated record. NCBI's taxonomy places the organism in Eukaryota, Metazoa, Chordata, Actinopteri, Batrachoidiformes, Batrachoididae.
UUCAUCAAUAAUUCACCUCUGAGAAGCUGACCUUCCUCUUCAUGAGACAGCUGACCUGAGACCAGCCCGUGAGGCUGCUGCCUUCAGUCUCCUCACAGUCUGCAGACCGACUGCACGCAGGUCCAACAACCGCUGAUGCUUAGUCUCCAGUGGACAUAGUAUGGACGAUAGCCAUGGCGCACUGUAGUCUGCGGUCGCCCUCCUCGCCUACUGAUGACAACAUCAACCUGGGACCUUCUGCAAACCCACAUGCUCAACCCACUGACUUUGACUUUCUGGCUGUCAUUGGCAAAGGGACCUUUGGAAAGGUGCUGCUUGCAAAACUCAAAGCUGACAACAAAUUCUACGCUGUGAAAGUUCUGCAGAAGAAAGUCAUCUUGAAAAAAAAAGAGCAAAAGAACAUCAUGGCAGAGAGGAACGUGCUGCUGAAGAGUCUCAAACACCCAUUUUUGGUUCGGCUCCACUACUCCUUUCAGACACCAGAGAAGCUUUACUUUGUCCUCGACUACGUAAACGGAGGCGAGCUGUUCUUCCACCUUCAAAAGGAGAGGAGUUUUUCAGAACCCAGAGCGAGGUUCUACGCUGCAGAGGUAGCGAGUGCCAUCGGCUACCUUCACUCACUCAACAUCGUUUACAGAGAUCUGAAGCCAGAAAAUAUUCUCUUAGACUCACAGGGCCAUGUGGUACUGACAGACUUUGGGCUGUGUAAGGAGGGUGUAAAACCGGAGGCAACCACCUCAACUUUCUGUGGGACUCCUGAAUACUUAGCACCAGAGGUUCUUCGUAAGGAACCAUAUGACCGGACAGUGGACUGGUGGUGUCUGGGAGCAGUACUCUACGAGAUGGUCUACAGUCUGCCUCCAUUCUACAGCCGAGACGUUGGUGAAAUGUACGAUGGUAUCCUCCACAAGCCGCUGCUGCUGCCUCCUGGGAAAUCCUGCGCCAUCUGCUCUCUGCUGAUUGGUCUUCUGCAGAAGGACCAGCACAGACGGCUCGGAGCCAUCGCUGAUUUUUUGGAAAUAAAGAACCACGUCUUUUUCUCUCCAAUCAACUGGGACGAUCUUUAUCACAAGAGAAUCACUCCCCCCUACAACCCUAAUGUGCGAGGCCCAGCGGACACCCAGCACAUCGACCCAGAGUUCACCAGAGAGAUGGUUCCCAACUCGGUGGGUCGGACGCCCGAAUUCACCGCCAGCGCCAGCUGCAGCAACGCCUUCAACGGAUUCUCCUACGCCGGCAAUGAUGACAGCUUUCUGUGAAGCAGGAUGUUCCUGUCAAAAAAAAUAUGUAAAAAUAGGCCCAGGAAAAUGAGCACGGUGGAGGAUUCAUCUGACCCGCAGAGCGGGCACGAGGCACGCCCGAAGAGCCGUACGUCUAAAGUACAGAAAAGAUCUCCCACAUAGUACAGCAGAGCUUUUAACGCAAUAUAUUUUAGCAGGUCGACACUUUGACACAUCUUAAGCACACACGAGGCUCAUCACAACGACACACAAAUCAUCUUUAUUUCAUUGAUUUGCAGCACAAUGAAGAUGAUGAUUUGCACAACACACACAACGUUGUGCUUUGUGCAUCCAAGCAUCGCAGUGAAUCAAAGUUUCCAUAUUUUGAAGAUUAAAGUUAAAACUGAAAAUCAUAGUUUUGCUCAGAAUCAUAAUCAAUCUGGAAUCUACAACAUGAUAAAAACACCAGCAGCCCUUCGCUUUGAGUAAAGGUGGAAAUAACACAACAAUCAUGAAUUCUCCUCGACCUCAUUCUAAAUUAGCCGUUAGACUAAUACAUGAAAAUGUACAUAAAAUGUACUUUUUGUACAAUUUCGCCCCUAUUAAGCUGUGAGUAACACAUGCAUGUUUCCUAAUGUGACUGUUAUUACUGAUGUAUUAACAUGUAAGCACCGUUUUGUUAUAUUCAGUUCAUGUGGAAUCUCUUUUUAAAGCUUUAUAUACUCAUCAUAUAAUAGUCAGAUUUAUAAAAUUGUAUGAGAGUAAUAAGUGCAAUAUUUCUCACUGAAGUGUAUUGAAGUAAAAAUAUAAAGUAAAAAAUAAUUCAUAUUCAUCACAAAAUUAUAUUUAUGAACAGGAGUAAAUAUUCUUUUCAAGAAACAGGAAAAAAAUGUUCUUUAAUAUUCAACAGUUAAUUGUUAAUUGAUAUACACCACAAUGCUAACAAAUAUACAGCAUACCAUUUCAAUUUUAAUAAAUAAUAUUUUGUCUAUAGAAUUUUUUCCAAAAGAUUUUUUCAAUAAAUUGCUGGAAUAAGCUUCAGUACCUUCUCCCGAUACCUUGUGAAAAUGCAGGUACAAACUGUUUUUGUCUACUUUUGUAUGUUAUCAAUGAGAUUGCAAUCAGCCAAAAUUCAUUUCUGUGACGUCCGCAGUCAUCGCUCUAUGAGUCCCACAUUAAACUUGAAUUUUUUUCCUGGAAAGUACAACUAAAUGGAUGUUAGAAUCAGUCAAAGUUUAAUCUUCAUAAAGAGGAAGAGAAAACCUUUGACCAAAGAAUCAUGCAGUAAACAUCACUGAGGAUUAAUCUUAUCUACAGGAUCCACGUCUGUGGCAAUAAUAUUCAUUUGUUUUGAAGGCGUCACUCAGCAGCACCUUAUGGCUACUUUUGCUCUGCAACACUUUUACUGUCUAAUUUUUUUAUUUUUUAUUUUUAGACAGUUCUCUUGUCCAUUUGUGGAUCGUUUUAGCCUGAACUGUUACAGGCAGCGACGAUUACUUAGUCUGAAACAGGUGACAUCAUUAUGAAAACACUGCAUCUGUAAAUAUAGCAGCAGGUUCACAGAAACGUGAUGAUGUCAGUUUGAAACAUGUCUGUAAAAGUUGAUGACUGUUGGUGUUUAUGAUCAGCUCCAAACAGUUUGUUAGUUAUUGUCAUUUUAUUUUAUUUUUCUUACCUCUUUUGUAAACAUUGAACACGUUGUGCAUCAUCUCCAGAUCAUAAACACGGCACACUGCCAGCGUGAUUAAAGGUGCAAUCUCCAGUUAUUAAUUUGAUUGACAGGUUAUUCAAUACGAACAAAAUCUAAGGUGUUGAUAUUUUGUCUGAUAAAUAUUUAAUCCUUCUACCAGUUAGAUUAUGUUUUUUCCUUCAGUUAUCUCUGUUAUGGUUAUUUAAAAAUGAAUUAAUUGAUAAUUGUGAGAUUUGGUGUAAAUUUUGGUUUAACAGGGUGAGAAAUUUACAAAUUUACAACAAACCAACAUGGAAAAAAAUACCUCACAGACAGUGAGAGGAUGAAUCCUGAAAAAAAAAA